Molecule: messenger RNA, 577 nt
Organism: Vombatus ursinus (common wombat)
Lineage: Eukaryota; Metazoa; Chordata; Mammalia; Diprotodontia; Vombatidae
Gene: POLR2J
Product: RNA polymerase II subunit J
Exons: 4
Coding region: 56-409 (117 amino acids)
Biological process (GO): transcription by RNA polymerase II
Cellular component (GO): RNA polymerase II, core complex
Molecular function (GO): DNA binding; protein dimerization activity
Source: RefSeq, a predicted model, not a curated record
GGAAGCGGAAGUUGGGCCGGCUGGGGCGCCCCCGAGGUAGCGGCGGCGGGGGAGGAUGAACGCGCCUCCGGCCUUCGAGUCCUUCCUCCUCUUUGAGGGAGAGAAGAAGAUCACUAUCAAUAAGGACACCAAAGUCCCCAAUGCCUGUUUGUUCACCAUCAACAAGGAGGACCACACCCUAGGAAACAUCAUCAAAUCACAGUUACUGAAAGACCCACAGGUGCUGUUUGCAGGCUAUAAAGUCCCCCACCCCCUGGAACACAAAAUCAUCAUUCGUGUACAGACCACUCCAGACUACAGCCCUCAGGAAGCUUUCACUAACGCCAUCACAGAUCUGAUCAGCGAGCUCUCUUUGUUGGAGGAACGAUUCCGGGUUGCUAUCAAAGACAAACAAGAAGGAAUUGAAUAGUUCUUGAUGUCUCCCCCAUGCAGUUUCCAUAGGAGUAGGGGCACAGAAACUCUUCCUCCCCUUCAAUGUCCAGUUGGUAUGAAAAACUGAAUGGGGAAAACCUUAUCGCUUUUCUCUUUGGUGGACAACUCCUGUAAUUUGCUCAUAAAAUGUAUUUCUUACUUCUGA